Molecule: messenger RNA, 2604 nt
Organism: Petromyzon marinus (sea lamprey)
Lineage: Eukaryota; Metazoa; Chordata; Hyperoartia; Petromyzontiformes; Petromyzontidae
Product: ADP-ribosylation factor-like protein 6-interacting protein 1
Biological process (GO): cotranslational protein targeting to membrane
Cellular component (GO): Sec61 translocon complex; membrane
Source: RefSeq, a predicted model, not a curated record
CACCACCACAGUCAUCCCCAUCACAGCUGCACCCACCCCCUAGUGCCGUGCUCAGUUGUCAGCGACGGCCGCUGCGCCCAGCAGCAGGCGCACGUUCACUGACUCGGCAACGCCUUUUGACUUGCUCGGAACAGCAAGCAGCGGCAGCAGCAGCAGCACCAACAACACCACCACCACCGUCGUUACCUCCACACACACACAGAGAGAGAGAGGGGCCGGUGUUGCGGAGAGUUCGAGCCACAGCAGCGAUAUGGACGGCGACAACAAAAGCACGAGCGUCGUGGCACAGGAGACGGCCCACCUGGAGGAGCAGCUGCAAGGCUGGGGGGAGGCUUUGCUGGCUGCAGACCGUGUACUUCGCUGGGAGAAACCGUACUUCCCAGCUCUCGUCGUUUCUGCAACAACUUUAAUCUUCCUAGUGAUUUACUGGCUGGACCCAUCUGUGCUUACGGGCCUCUCAAUCGUGGUGAUGUUGGUCUGCCUGGCAGAUUACCUUAUUCCAACCCUCACUGCUAAGUUCCUCAGUUCAAAGCAAUGGACUACGGAACAGCAGCAGCGCUUUCAUGAGAUCUGCAGCAGUCUGGUGAAGGCUCGCCUGUCUGUAGCUCACUGGGGACAUCAACUGUUGGCACUUAAAGAGGAGAAGCCCAAAGUGUACUUCAUCUCCAUUACUACUGUCCUAGCUCUGGCUGCUUGGAUUGGUCAGCAAGUUCAUAACCUUCUUCUUACUUUCCUGAUUGUGACUUUUCUGCUGCUCUUUCCUGGACUCACCCAACAAGGGAUAAUCUGCAGUUAUGUGGGCAUGGCAAAACGAGAGAUCAACAAGCUCCUUAAACGCAAGGAGAAGAAAGCAGAAUGAAAACCCUUUCUCAUUGCUGCACUGCUCUGGUAUAAUUAACGUAGAGUGGACCAGUCUACUUGCUCCAAGUUAGCCUGCAAAAUGUAGUUGUACGCUAUAGCAGAACAUUAAUGUGUUAGGAUUUUGUAUUUACUGGUGUGACCAUGUGUAAUCUAUUUUGAGGUUUGAUGCAAAUGCACUGUGCAUCAAUUUUGCAUGAUGGGUUUGCUGCCUAGAGGUUGUUUAAAGAAAUGGCAUUUUAAUAAGCUCUGACUGAAAUUUUGAUUUAAAGCUUUCGUGACUGCAGGGAUUCAUAUUCUUGGUUCUUUCGGUAAAGUCACGUAGAAGGGAAACAAUAAAAUCAUAAAAAUAUAAAACAAAAAUAUGAAACAAUAAAAUUGUUUUAUUGAAACAAUAAAAAUUUUUAUUGAAACAAUAAAAUAGUUUUAUAUUUUUAUUAUUUUAUUGUUUCCCUACUACGUGACUUUACCGAAAGAACCAAGAAUAUAUGCUCUGACUGCAUUAUAAUGAUUAGUAGUUGUGUGUCUACAUGUUUCCGAAACGUCUUCAGAAAACAUUUCAAGGGCGCUUCAACAGUGGGACUAUGAUAUAUUUGCUCUGUAGAUGUAGAAACGUUUAGAUGUUCUACAAAAAACUAUAUUAUGCAUGGGGUGAAUUCUCAACCACAUACUUUGGUGUCACACUGGAGAUUCUUGCACUAAACGAUCGGUGUUAACGUUUUACUCUUUGCCAUUCUUAUUAUUCCCACAAGUAUUUACCAAUGUAUUUUUUAAUUUGUCGGUCCUUUUGCAUAGGUGCUUUUCUAGAAUAGAAUCUUCAUUUUAAGUAGAAAAUUUGCUUUCAAAGCUUUAAAUACACUGAACUAAGAAGCCACAGAUACAGUAAAACCGCGAUGUAAUUUUGGCGUGAGAAAACAUAUAACGUAAAUGGAUGAAAGAAAAAUACAAAUAAAGAUUGGUUUGCAAAUGGUGUGUCACCGUAAAGUCCCAAAUGUUAAGUGGCGAAUCCAACACCUACAUCCCCUCCAUUGGUCACGGGGGAGGUGGCAAACGGCCAUCAUCCCUUUCAGCUCCCUCAGUCACACAUGUGCAAUUGGGCAGACAUAUGCAUGUAUUUUCCAUUAUCACGUGGAUAGCCUAUAACGAAGGUGUUGUAUGUCUUCCAAUGCCUAUGAUAUAUCCAGCCUUUACUGGAUUUAAUUAUUGAACCCACAAAAAAUGCAUUACCUGAAAUACUAGAUCAGAGUACUGAAACAUUGUGGGAGGACAAAACUAUUGUGGUUUUGAGUCCAGAAUUAGUCAUCUAAAUGGCAACACCUUACACAUGGCAUUUUGGUAACUAAAGAUGCAAAUUGAAAUGUGGUUUAACGAGUGCAGUUCGAAGGAAAUAAGCAAUGACCAACCAUAAUAAUGGAAGCUUUUUUCUUAUUAACUUCAGAUUUUGUUCCAGUAACUUAUUGGCAGUGUUUUUCAGUCGGGGAUCCCUGCAAGUCACCCUUGAAUGAACAUUAAAAUGCUAAUUUUAUAAGCCAAGUUGAACUAACAGCACCGGCAUACAAAACUUACCUUCAUUUAUAAUUUUAAUAUAUGCACAAUAUCAAUGUCAGUGCAUCUUUGAACAGUAUCACGAGGAUGGAGAUGAAUUUAUUUGCUGGUUCUGUUAAGUGAAACUGCCCGUAAGUGCACAAUUGUACAUGAGGGAAGUUUGAAAAAGGCACCAUGUGUAUUAAAUUUAUGCUUAAAGAA